This is a messenger RNA of Camelina sativa (false flax), 1753 nucleotides long. RefSeq lists its product as uncharacterized. The record is from RefSeq and is a predicted model, not a curated record. Lineage: Eukaryota; Viridiplantae; Streptophyta; Magnoliopsida; Brassicales; Brassicaceae.
ACUUUCUCACCAAUCUUCCCAUUCUUAUACUCCUUUCUCCGAAUCUCUUUUAUUUCUUCUACUCCAAUUCUCUCUUAAACCCUAAUUCUGUUAGGGUUCUCAGUGUUCGUUCCUUUUGCUUAGCUUCUCACUAAUUAACAUACAAUCUUUCAAAAUUCACAAUGGAUCCAUGUUCUUUCGUACGAAUCAUCGUCGGGAAUUUGGCGGUUAGGUUUCCGAGAUCACCGUCGUCGUCGUCAUCGUCUUCUUCCUCAUCGGGUCCUUCUGUUUCGGACGUGUCAUCUGGUAAUUGCUACUGUAAGAUCAAAUUCAAGAGUUUCCCACGCAAGAUUGUUACUGUUCCCGUUCUGUUGCGAACGGAAUCGGAAUCGGAGUCAGAGUCUCGUUGUUGCUUCUCCGGUAACGUCUCAAACGUCUCUGCUUGCUUCAGUCUAAGCAAGUCUCAGAUCGAAGCGUCUCUUAAAAAGCCUAAAUGGAGUGUUCUCUCCGUCGAGGUUUACUCCCGCGGCGUUGCUUCGUGUCGAUUCGUCGCUGCAGCUUCUGGUGAUAAGCUGAUUGGUCGGUUCGAUGUUUCGAUUGAUUUAAAGGCGGCGGAGACAAAGACGUGUUUGGCACACAACGGCUGGGUUGAUUUGGGCACCAAGUCGAAGAAGAAGAAGUCCGGGUCGAAUCCGGAGCUCCACGUUAGCGUACGGGUUGAACCCGACCCGAGAUUUGUGUUUCAGUUUGACGGCGAGCCUGAGUGUAGCCCUCAGGUUUUUCAAGUCCAAGGAAACACGAAACAAGCUGUUUUCACUUGCAAGUUCGGAUUCAGAAACUCCGCUGACCGGAGUCUUACUACCAGUUUAUCGUCAUUGUCAUUGAGCAGUGGAAAAGAACAGUUUAUGAAAGAGAGAAAAGGUUGGUCGAUAACAAUCCAUGAUCUGUCUGGCUCACCAGUAGCAAUGGCUUCAAUGGUGACACCUUUCGUACCAUCUCCUGGUUCGAACCGCGUGUCUCGUUCUAGCCCUGGAGCUUGGUUAAUCCUCCGACCUGAUGGAUACACUUGGAAGCCAUGGGGUCGCCUUCAAGCAUGGCGUGAACCAGAAACCUCCGACGUUUUGGGUUACCGUUUCGAGCUUUUUCAAGACGGAGUCGCUAUUCCAGUCUCUGCUUCGUCGUCCAUCAACACGAAACUUGGCGGGAGCUUCAUCAUCGACGGGUCCACAACUUGUACGACUGCCUCUUUGACUGGCUCGGGAGAAAGUUACGAUCUUACGUCCAGGUCAAGCAUGGAAUCAUCAAGAACCGGUUCAGGAUCAUCCGCGGGGUCGGAUUUCGGGUUCUCACUGCCUCAAGCGCAACAGAAGUUGGGGUUUGUGAUGUCGACGACGGUGGAAGGAGUGGAGAAACAGAGCAGGCCUAAAGUGGAGGUAGGUGUGAAGCACGUGACUUGUACGGAGGAUGCCGCGGCUCACGUGGCACUAGGAGCUGCGGUGGAUCUAAGCAUGGAUGCUUGUAGGCUCUUCUCUCAUAAGCUAAGGAAAGUGCUGAGACAGCUAAGUCGUGUCGCUGUCGUUUGACGUUUAUUGCAUUGUUGAGAUAGAUAGAAAUUGUCUUCCACUCACUAGUUGUUUUUUGUUUAUAGUGGGGGGGAUAAAUGACUAGUAAGUGGAAGUAGUAUUUUUGAAUUUCUUUUGUUAAAUUUUGGAAUUAACAGCGAAUCAUUCACUGUAUAUGAAUGAAUAUUCAAAACCAAAGAAAAAAAUCGUCA